UAAAAAAAUGUGAACCUAAAAAGAAAAGAAAAAGAAAAGCGAGAGCACAAGCCGUCGAAGUUAGGGACGACGGGAAAGGAAAGGGAAAAAGUUGAUUAGCGGUUAAAACUCCAGACGUUUCUGUGUCCCGCGCAUUUCUCAAAGAUCGAAUAAGAAAAAAAAAUUCAAAGAAGAGAGAGAGCGCCCACUCCCCCUCCUUUCUUUACUCUCUCUCACUACUCUUUCUCUCUCUAAGCAAUUCGUUUCUUGAACCUAGGGUUUACAAUCACCCUGCUCUUUGCAAUGUCAAAACCCUAGAUCAGAUUCCUCUGCCUUCGAUUCUGCACGAUUCGAUGGAGGAAGCCAAGGGCGGCACUGGAGGCGGUGAAUCUGCGAAGAUUUCGUCAUCUUUCAUGGCAGCCGGUGGUCGCAAGAGGUUCACAGUGGAACUCAGACCUGACGAGACUACAAUUGUUUCGUGGAGAAAGCUUUUGAAGGAUGCGAGCAAGGCCAAUGGGUCCACCUCAGCCCCUGAACCACCGUCCAAUGCUCGUCAGGCUCUGGAGUCUCGCAUUGCUCCGGGGCAACCUGCUGAGAAGGAAUUGAAGGAUGCACCCUCUGGUAGUCGUUUUAGCGCGGUUAUUGAGAAGAUCGAACGGUUAUAUAUGGGUAAGCAUAGUAGUGAUGAGGAAGAUCUCUAUGAUGUUCCUGAUGAUGAUGAGUAUGACACAGAAGAUUCUUUCAUAGAUGACGCAGAGCUGGAUGAGUAUUUUCAAGUUGAUAACUCAGGAAUAAAGCAUGAUGGAUUCUUUGUUAAUCGGGGGAAGUUGGAACGCAUCAAUGAACCCACUUCAUCGCCUCACCAGCAACUGAAGAAGCGGAAAAGGAAAGAUUCUGCAAAAGAUCAUGGUAAGAAUGAUGAUGGUCAUGUGCCGAAUAAACAGGUAAAAGUCAGAAAGGCGGCUGCUGGAAGGUCACCGUCAUUGUUUGUGAAGAAUUCUUCUAGUCCCUCUCUGGGUAUGGCCGUGACAACUGAACAUUGUGAAGAUGCGAAAUUUCGGAAUCAGAUGAAUGCUUCUGUAAUUUGUUCAAAAAAGAAAUCUGCUGAUACUAAGUUGUUGGAUCUGUAUCCUUCUUCAAAAGUUCCAAAUGGUGGUGCUGCUUUAUCUGUUGUGGAGGGGAAGGAUUUUGAAAACCAGAAGACUGGAGUCCUCCUGUCUAAGAACCAUGGUAACAAACUGAAAGAUGGCACUGAACUUUCUGAUGCUUCACAUCAGAAAUCUCGUGACAAAAGUUCUUAUCCACAACUCAAAUCUCAAUCUGGAAAAUUAUUGAACAAUGUCGAUGAGUUAGAGCAAUCAGUUCAGCGGAAAGAACAAAAUGGUAUUCUUGAACGUCUUGACAUCAAUGUCCCAGAGAAGGUUCCUAUCAUGCACAAGAAGGAAGGUUCUAGUGUUCGGUCAAAAAGUACAAUGCUCGAGAAGGCCAUUAAGGAGUUGGAGAAGGUGGUUGCAGAAUCAAGACGACCAGUUAUGGAAGUUCCGGAUGCUGAUAUUUCAUCUCAGGCAGUCAAAAGGAGGUUACCGCAUGAAGUAAAGCAGAAGCUUGCUAAAGUUGCUAGAUUAGCGCAAGCAACCCAUGGAAAAAUAUCAGAGGAGUUGAUCUAUCGUCUUAUGAGUAUUCUUGGUCACUGGAUACAGCUCAGAUCGCUAAAGAGAAACUUAAAGGUCAUGGUUAGUAUGGGUUUGUCAGCUAAACAGCAGAAAGAUCAUAGGUUUCAGCAGAUAAAGAAGGAAGUUGUUGAGAUGAUUAAAGUGAUUCCCUCCCCGAAGUCCAAGGCACUUGAACAUCAAGCUGGAGCAUCUGAUGAUUUUCAAGAUAUUGGUAAUGAAAAGAAAGAAUCACUUAAAAGAAAAUGUUGCAUGGAUGAAGCAUUGGAAGAGAAGAUCUGUGAUCUCUAUGACCUUUAUGUUGAAGGACCGGAAGAAGUUGCAGGUCCACAAGUCAGAAAGCUGUAUGCUGAGCUUGCAGAAUUGUGGCCAAAUGGAUUAAUGGACAACCAUGGGAUUAAACGUGCUAUAUGUAGAGCGAAAAAUAGGAGGAGGGCAAAGUACAGCCAGCAGAAGGAUCAGGAGAAAAUCAAGAAGGGGAGUGUUCCAGUUGAAGCUAAUUCUAUAGCUCAGCCGCAGCAAGAGAAGUUGGUUACUGAUUCGGGUAACCAUGGUCUAGCUUCAUUCAAAAGGCCAGUGCCUGAUACAGCAAGUGCACCUACAGCAGUCCGAAUGCCCAGUCCGUCAGGGAAUGGUCCAAGUUUGGUCUGCACAAAACAAGAGAAAGUAAAGGGAAGUUUAGGCAAUUCCAACGACACAAGGAAAUUGGAUGCUUUGAUGAAGAAAAAGGUAAAGAGAAAAGCAGAAUUGGAGUUGGGCGAUGCUUGUUUCCGUCAGCAGAAAUUAACUUCUGCACAGGGAGAGGAAAGACGAAAAUCUCAGAAGCAGGUUGGGGGUCCUCUCCAAAAACAAAACCUUCAAUCUGCUGCUCCUCCAAACUUUGAAAAGCUCAACUGACCGUGAUGUAGCUUAAUUAGGAAGUUUACACAGCUUAAUCAUUUUCAUUCAUUUUGACAGAGUCGGUCUCUGGUUUUGUAAAUAAAUGUUUUUGACGUGUAUUUUGACUAGGGGGUGACACAAAGCUGUAAAAUUUGGCUGUUAGGUUUGCGGAUGGACUUGACUGGAAAUUUUUCAUCUCCAUUGUCAUCCUCAUUUGUUUAAGCUGUAAAAGACAUGCGCAUCAGCUGCUGUGAAGCUCAAUUUGAUGUAGAAAUUGGGUGGACUGAAGGAGUGAUCGUAAAUUGUGAUGCUGAAUGUUGUUGGUAGCAGUGGGUGGGUUAGGGAAGUUGAAUUCUGGUGCUGCUAUGGACGAUAUGAACUUAAUUCAGCAGGCGCAGAGGCAUCAUCGUCACCUGGUGGUUAGGGAGCUUGGAGAAGAGAUUGAUUUGGAAAU
Messenger RNA from Cornus florida, 2982 nucleotides. RefSeq names its product ubinuclein-1-like. The transcript has 14 exons. Lineage: Eukaryota; Viridiplantae; Streptophyta; Magnoliopsida; Cornales; Cornaceae. The record is from RefSeq and is a predicted model, not a curated record. Gene Ontology annotation, cellular component: nucleus. The coding region runs from base 333 to 2546 and encodes 737 amino acids.